GAAAUACAUAACCUGUGAGCUCAAUGCAUGGUAAAUGGGAACAUGGCGGGCUCCUGGUGGAGGCAUUGCCGGAGGUGGAGUACAGGCUGUUCUAAUGCGAGUUUAUUUGAAACCUUGGGGUAUUUUAGCAGCAAAACCGUGUCCUCGUCGGCUUCGUCUUUUACACGGGCUUCCCUUUGCUCUGGCCCGCGAAACGAGCCACCUUCCACACAGAACCACCCAAAUCGUCCAACCUUACAUUUCUCUCUGUUCAGGCACAAGUCUGGGUUUCAGUACCCCACGCUGCAGCCCUGCUGCUGCCGAGCCACACACAGCGAUGCCAAGCUGAAGGACCCUUUCACGUUAGCCCAGAAGGACUUAACAAGCUUAUAUGACGAUAUUAAAAAGGAGCUGUUUGUUUCUAAAAAAGAGCUGAAGUAUUUAUGCGACUACUACUUUGACGGCAGGGGCAAGGCCAUCCGGCCCAUCAUCGUCGUCCUGAUGGCUCGCGCCCUUAAUAUCCACAGCAACAGAGCUGGAGAUCUGCUUCCGGGGCAGAGAGCAGUGGCCAUGAUCACAGAGAUGAUUCAUACUGCCAGCCUAGUGCACGACGACGUGAUAGAUGGAUCGGAUGAGAGGAGAGGAAAGAGGUCCAUCAAUGAAGUUUGGGGAGAAAGAAAGGCAAUCCUGGCGGGAGAUUUCAUCCUGUCCGCGGCCUCGAUGGCUCUGGCCCGUAUCGGAAACAUCACAGUGGUGAAAGUGCUGUCGCAAGUGAUAGAGGACCUGGUCCGAGGAGAAUUCAUGCAGCUGGGCUCCAAAGAGAAUGAGAACGAGCGAUUCAAACACUACCUCGAGAAAACCUUCAAGAAGACGGCGAGUCUCAUUGCAAACAGUUGUAAAGCAGUGUCCAUUCUGGUAAACUCUGAUCCCGAAGUUCACGAGAUAGCCUACCAGUACGGGAAGAACGUCGGCAUCGCGUUCCAGUUAGUGGACGACGUGUUGGACUUCACAUCAGGAGCCGCACAGCUGGGCAAGCCGUCGGCGGCGGACCUGAAACUGGGUUUGGCCACCGGGCCGGUCCUGUUCGCCUGCCAACAGUUCCCUGAGCUCCAUGCCAUGAUCAUGAGACGCUUCAGCUCCAAAGGAGACGUAGAUCGAGCCUGGCAGUACGUCCUUCAGAGUGACGGCGUGCAGCAGACCACUUUUCUGGCCCGGCGCUACUGUCAAGAAGCCAUCCGACACAUCAGCAUGCUCCGGCCGUCCCCAGAGAGGGACGCCCUGAUCAGGCUCACCGAGAUCGUGCUGAGCAGAGACAAGUGAAGCUCCACUGCUGGCCUUCUGUUCUGGCAGCUAUCUGCUGAAGGGAGACUCAACCCCGGCUCAGGUGGAGCACAACCGGCGAGACAAAGGAGUGGGACUCUGGUUCAGAGCCACUCCCAAAAAACGUUCUCAUGACUGAGUCACUUCACCGCGUGUCGACAUAGAAAUACGAAUGAUUUAUUCUGUGUUUUCCACUCCCGAGGUGGAGUCACAGCGAGGAUUUGGGAUUAAAUUAUAUUGUAAAAUGAACAAAUGGCACUGAAAGGCACCCUUAACCUUCUCUUUAUUCAGUACUGUAAAUGUGACAACCUCCGUGCGUCGGACUGGCCGGCUGCGACUGGGCAGCUUUGUUACAGGCUAGUCUCGAGCCGGGGAGUUGUUACCACAACGUGUAAUUCCAAAUGUGGUGGGAGUGCAAACAUGUUGUCAUUGUGUUUGUCUGGAUGCGAUCCGUCCACACCUCAAAGGCCAAACAGUCACGUGUCUUCUGUAAUGCAAAGUGUCCUGUAACAACCAAGGCCUUAACAUCUGCAUUGACUGUGUGCUCAAUAAACCAACUGUUUCAUUUUUCCUCCUUUUGUUUCUCAUUUCCCCCGAA
Molecule: messenger RNA, 1897 nt
Organism: Menidia menidia (Atlantic silverside)
Lineage: Eukaryota; Metazoa; Chordata; Actinopteri; Atheriniformes; Atherinopsidae
Source: the annotation of a GenBank genome assembly